UCAAAUCAAUUUGGAGGACACUUCCUCGGUGACCGCCGAGUUCCACGACGGCCCUUUCUGUCUGUUUUUCUUUCAUCAUGUUUGGAAGGAAUUUCCCGUUCUUUAAUUCCAUCGGCGGGUUUUAUCCACGUGACAACAUAGAUCCGAGAAAACCGACUGGAACUGGCUAUACCAGUAAAGUCCGUGUGCGCGAUAAAUAUCACAUUGUGGGAUUUAUCAGUAGCGGCACCUAUGGCCGUGUUUACAAGGCCGUUGGCAAAAAUGGCCAGAAAGGCGAAUUUGCAAUUAAAAAGUUCAAACCGGAUAAAGAGGGUGAAAUUAUCCAGUACACGGGCCUCUCUCAAUCAGCGAUCCGGGAGAUGUCCCUGUGCUCCGAGCUGGACCAUCCCAAUGUGGUACAGCUAGAAGAAAUCAUUUUAGAAGACAAGUGCAUUUUCAUGGUCUUCGAAUACACGGAGCAUGAUCUGCUUCAAAUUAUCCAUCACCACACCCAGCCUCAACGGCAUGCUAUUCCAGCGCCAAUGGUCAGGUCGAUCCUGUUCCAACUACUCAAUGGUUUACUUUACCUUCACACGAAUUGGGUCCUGCAUCGAGACCUGAAACCAGCGAAUAUCCUGGUUACGUCCAAGGGGGCCAUUCGCGUCGGAGAUCUCGGUCUUGCACGUCUCUUUUACAAACCCCUCAAUUCUCUUUUCUCCGGCGACAAAGUCGUCGUGACUAUUUGGUACCGCGCCCCCGAACUGCUCAUGGGCAGCCGACAUUACACGCCAGCCGUCGAUUUAUGGGCCGUCGGAUGCAUCUUUGCCGAGCUGCUCUCUCUCCGACCCAUCUUCAAGGGCGAAGAAGCCAAAAUGGACAGCAAAAAGACCGUCCCUUUCCAGCGGAACCAGAUGAUGAAGAUCAUCGAAAUCAUGGGCUUGCCCACCAAAGACGCCUGGCCGGGCAUCGUCUCCAUGCCUGAAUACUCCCAGCUGCAGUCUCUCGCAAUGUCCCGCGCCCCGAGCCACCUGCCUCGCUCGUCGAACUUAGAGAACUGGUACCAGAACUGCUUGAAGAAUGGCGGCUACUCGUCCGCCUCGAAUGCUGGAACUCCGGGCGCGGAUGGAUUUGACCUUCUCUCGCGUCUGUUGGAGUAUGAUCCCACUAAGAGAAUCACAGCCCGCGAGGCCCUCGAACAUCCGUUCUUCAGGAACGGUGGCCCGAUACCGGCCAAUUGCUUCGAGGGUUUCGAAGGUAAAUAUCCUCAUCGGCGGGUUACACAGGAUGACAAUGAUAUUCGAACGGGUAGUCUACCUGGUACGAAGCGGAGCGGGCUACCGGAUGAUAGUUUGAUGGGGAGAGCUGCGAAACGGCUUAAAGAGUAGCGGAGUGGAUUUCGAGUUACGCGCUCAUCUUUUCUGAUAUUCCCGACAAGUAUAUAUGUAUAGGUGUUGAUACAGCUUAGCAUUUUCUUUGGCAUGGAGCCCACGGCGUUUUCAAUCUAACUCGGAUCUGGAAUGUUAUUUCUUCCUGUCUAUUAUAAAUACUCUUUUGGAGUAAAUGUGCAGUAUGCGAUC
Molecule: messenger RNA, 1556 nt
Organism: Aspergillus steynii IBT 23096
Lineage: Eukaryota; Fungi; Ascomycota; Eurotiomycetes; Eurotiales; Aspergillaceae
Gene: ssn3
Product: cyclin-dependent serine/threonine protein kinase SSN3
Exons: 3
Coding region: 78-1364 (428 amino acids)
Biological process (GO): protein phosphorylation
Cellular component (GO): mediator complex; nucleus
Molecular function (GO): cyclin-dependent protein serine/threonine kinase activity; RNA polymerase II CTD heptapeptide repeat kinase activity; ATP binding
Source: RefSeq, a predicted model, not a curated record